UCCUGAGACGGGAAAACAACAUGACAGACGCAAACUCCGAUGUGAAGGACUCUUUUAAAGAUGGCAGCCUGGAGGGGUUUAGUUAUUUUAAAAAAGAUGAGUUUGAAAGUGACUGGGAGAAACUGGUUGAGCGCAAGUUUGGUCGGGUCUAUAAGGUGAAGCUUAAAGUCUUGCGUGAAACAUGUGCUCUGAAGACCACAACCAAUGACUACAGGAACAUAAUGGAGAUUUCCAAAAUUGGAAGAAUGAAGUUCAAUUAUUUGAUCUCCAUUUAUGGAAUCUGCAAAGAUCCGCCUGCUUUAGUGAUGGAAUAUAUGCGAAAGGGAUCCCUGGAUAAUCUCCUUAGCAAUCAUUUGUUAAUGUGGCCCAAAAAGUUCCAGAUGAUCCAUGAGAUGACGAUGGGUAUGAACUUUCUGCACAGCAUGAAGCCGCCAAUCCUUCAUUUGAACUUGAAACCGGCCAACAUUCUUUUAGAUGAUCAUCUGCACGUGAAGAUUUCAGAUUUUGGCUUCAUUAAGUGGGAGUUUUCUAGUAAGACAGAGUUCAUUGAACACCUGAUGGCCAGAGGCAACAUAAACUAUGUGCCUCCAGAGACCUUAAGCCAGAAUCCUGAACCUCCUGGAACAAAGUAUGAUGUGUACAGCUUUUCCAUUAUAAUGUGGGAGAUUCUCACUCAAAAGCGCUCAUAUGCAGGUCUGUCUAUGACAGAAAUAUUAAUCAGAGUGUCAUCUGGCAAAAGGCCUGGUGUAGAGAAGAUCCCUGAAGACAAGCCUCCUGAGUGCGAGGACAUGAUUGGUGUCAUGCAGCAAUGCUGGAAUCAAGACAGCAGAAGCAGACCUCCUUUCUCUAAGACUGUUCGACUGACUGAAGUCCUCAGUGAAGUCCUGAAAAUUCCAGAUACGUUUUCACGGAGGGAGAUAAGAAAGCGUCUGCCUGAACAGCCCAAGAAAACGGCUGACUCCUCAGAUGAUUCAAGCAUUCAGUCUCUGCUUGUAAGAAAAGACUUUAAUAGUUUCAAGAAAGUUGUACGAAAAGAGCAUGUGUCAAUGCUCUUUCAAGACAACAACUCUCUCCUUCAUCACGCCGUGGCAGGCGGGGACAGAGAAAGUGUGCAGAUGGUCCUGAAUCUGGGAGCCUCGGUGAAUUGCCAGAGUGUAAAAGGCUACACUCCUCUCAUCGUCGCAGUUCUGCACAAGUUUUAUGAGAUCUGCAGCUUGCUGACAGACUGUGGGGCUGACGUCAACCUCAGCGAUGGCGACCAGUGGACCGCGCUACAUUUUGCCGUACAGGCUGGCGACGACCGAGCCACUCGAUUUUUGCUAGACAAUAAGGCGAGAGCUGAUGCCAAGGAAAAGGAUGGAUGGACGCCUUUGCAUCUAGCAGCUCAAAAUGGGCACGAGAACAUUGUGAGAAUCUUACUCCGCCGUCUUGACAGCGUGGAUGUGCAGGAGCACCAAUCAUGCCGUACAGCGCUUCAUGUAGCUUCUAUUUAUGGCCACAUAAACAUCGUCAAGCUCUUGCUCAAUAAAGGAGCUGACAUCGACAAACAGGAUAACAACCAAUCCACUGCCCUACACCUGGCGGCAGAGGAGGGGCACUUCAGGGUGGUCCGUUUACUGGUUAAUAGUGGAGCUGAUGUGAAUAAAGUUGAUGAGCAAAGCUACAGCUCUCUUCAUUUUGCAGCUCUGAACGGUUAUACAGGUAUCUGUAGACUCCUCUUAAGUAAAGGAAUCGACCCCAACAGCAGAACUAAUAAGAACUGGACCGCCAUGCACCUGGCAGCCCUGAAAGGCCAUCCGGAGAUUAUCCUCACCUUGGAGGAACACCAAGGCUCAGUCAACAUUCAAGGGAAAAACGGCUGGACGCCUUUGCAUCUUGCCUGUCAUCAUGGACAAGAGGAGGUGGUGACUGGGCUGCUGACAGCAGGUGCUGAUCCAAACUUGGCUGAGGAUAACGGCUGGACUCCCCUCCAUUUAGCCUGUAAUAGCAGCAGCUUCCCUAGCGUGCUGCAGUUGAUAUCCCAUAAAGCUAAUGUGAAUGCUCAGAAUAACAGCCAGUCAACACCCUUGCAUUUAGCCGCCCAGCUCAGCAACAUCCCCAUCAUCAAAGCCCUUCUGAUGAAUAAUGCACAGCGGGAGAUGCAGGACUCCAAAGGAUGUACCGCCUUAACCUUGGCUCAACAGUGCAACAAUUCAGAAGCCGUGGAGCUCCUGGACAGCUAGUGCUUGGGUUGAGAGCGAGCCAUGUUCGGUGACAGAUAACUCGGCCAUUAGAGGGAGUACAACAUUGAUUUCUCCCAUCGAUUUCCUUCCUCCUGCAAAGCCUGCUCUUAUAAACACUCUGGCUGUUGUUUUUGAUUUAGAUUCCUUGAAUUUAACGCCUUUGUUUGGGUUUGUGAAGAGCUCAGGUGUGCUCUAAGUGUUAUGAAUGAGGGGUUUUAUGACCAGC
Messenger RNA from Danio rerio (zebrafish), 2448 nucleotides. It is a transcript of the gene ankk1, whose product is annotated as ankyrin repeat and kinase domain containing 1. Gene Ontology annotation, molecular function: ATP binding; protein kinase activity. The record is from RefSeq and is marked provisional. NCBI's taxonomy places the organism in Eukaryota, Metazoa, Chordata, Actinopteri, Cypriniformes, Danionidae.